AUGACAGAUAGCUCCCCGAAGAUUGGGAAAAUAUUCAUCGGCGGCUUGUCGUACGAGACGACGGACGACAAGCUGCGGGCCUACUUUGGUGCAUACGGCGCCGUCACGGACGCGGUCGUGAUGAAGGACCCGAUCUCGCGACGCUCACGCGGCUUUGGCUUUAUCACGUACGCCGACCCGGCCUGUGUGGAUCGCGCAUUAGCCCAGCCCAACCACGUGCUCGACAACCGCCGGGUCGAGGCGAAGCGGGCCGUGCCACGCGCCGAGAGCAGCCGCGACACAAGUAGUAUCUCCGCUAGGGGGAAUGUUAGUGCAGGAUCCAGCGUCAGCUCCGCGAGUGCGGUCGGCGCCACAAAAAAGAUAUUCGUCGGUGGCCUCCACUACGAGACCAAGGACGCCGAGUUCAAGACGUACUUUCAGCAGUUUGGCAAGGUCGUCUCGGCCGAAGUCAUGUUCAACCGCGAGACCAACAAGUCGCGCGGCUUUGGCUUUGUCAUCUUUGAGACGGAAGCCAGCGUCGAGCUCGUGCUGCAAGACAAGACACAUGUCAUUGACGGCAAGUCGGUCGAAGUCAAGCGCGCCGUGCCACGCACCGACGCGCCGCCGACAACGACCGGCAGCGUCCGGUCCGUCUCGAACCGCGGUGGCUCGUUCAGCGGCCAGUCGAGCGACCACGAGCUCCUCAGUCCGCGCUCGACACCGACGUCGCCGAUGACCAAUUCCCUCGACCCCGCGAUGAGCGGAUAUGCCGCGGCCGUUCGAUAUGGCGGCGGCCGGUCGACCCCCAACCAAAGUAGUAUGUUGGACCACAGCCUCGUGGACCGUCUCGACAGCAUGUCCCUCGACGGCAAGGACCCGACGCUCGACGACGACGAGCAUCACGUGCCCAACGGCUCGAUGCUCCACGGCUGGACGAGCCAAAACUUUGGCUUUGGCAGCAACAGCAGCUUUCGCCCGGCGACCGCCUUUGGCAUGGACGUCGGUCGUCUCCACGGCGCAGAGUUCCAAGACGAUCACGACCUCGACGGGCCGUUCAGCCGCCGCUUUGGCGGCAUGGGCGAGAAGAAGAAGGCGUACCAGCCGCCCCGCCGCGACGAGUACCCACCGGCCGCCAAUUACAGAUAA
Molecule: messenger RNA, 1125 nt
Organism: Saprolegnia parasitica CBS 223.65
Lineage: Eukaryota; Oomycota; Saprolegniomycetes; Saprolegniales; Saprolegniaceae
Exons: 8
Coding region: 1-1125 (374 amino acids)
Molecular function (GO): RNA binding
Source: RefSeq, a predicted model, not a curated record